AUGAAACGUGCAAAAUAUUAUUGUAUAUUAUUAGUCCUUAUACUACAGUGGUGUUAUUCAAGUGCAACUUGCCCUCAAAUAGCGACACGAAAAGACUGGGACGGUCUUAGACCAGUUCACGUUAGCUACUUACCACGACCAGUAGCGCUCGUAAUCAUCCAGCACACUGUCACACCCACAUGCAAAACUGAUGCAGAAUGUGCAGAAAGAGUGAGGAAUAUCCAGUCUUAUCAUAUGGAGAGUCUUAACUAUUGGGAUAUUGGACCUUCGUUUCUAAUUGGUGGAAAUGGUAAGGUGUAUGAAGGUCCAGGUUGGCUUCAUGUGGGGGCUCAUACGUAUGGCUAUAAUAGCAAAUCAAUCGGCAUCUCUUUCAUUGGAAACUUUAACAACGAUGAACCAACAUCUAAAGCUUUGGAUGCUGCAAAGGCAUUAAUUAAAUGUGGCGUUGAAAACGGUCACCUUGCAUCAAACUAUCACGUUGUAGGACAUCGUCAAUUAAUUGCGACUGAGAGCCCCGGAAGAAAGCUGUAUAAUGAAAUAAGAAGAUGGUCAGACUGGUUGGAUGAUGUUACUUCUAUAAAGAACUAA
Molecule: messenger RNA, 588 nt
Organism: Parnassius apollo (apollo)
Lineage: Eukaryota; Metazoa; Arthropoda; Insecta; Lepidoptera; Papilionidae
Source: the annotation of a GenBank genome assembly